Messenger RNA from Stereum hirsutum FP-91666 SS1, 909 nucleotides. RefSeq lists its product as uncharacterized. The transcript has 20 exons. The record is from RefSeq and is a predicted model, not a curated record. Bases 1 to 909 code for a protein of 302 amino acids. Lineage: Eukaryota; Fungi; Basidiomycota; Agaricomycetes; Russulales; Stereaceae.
AUGGCACCCCCGGCUUUGGAUAAUACGAUGGGUGUGAUGUAUGUCGGGAUUGUUCUAUCCGGCAUACUAUACGGAAUGACGUGUCUGCAGACUUGGUACUACUUCCAAGAGUACUACGCGACGGAUACAUUCUGGAUCAAGCUUCUUGUCGUCAUGGUUUGCUUGUUCGAUACAGUUCAUCAAGCCCUCAUCACGCAUACCGAUGAAUUCCUGUUUUCUUACCCCGAGAGCGAGGCUGAGGUCCUCUUCAAUGGCCUACUCGCACUACUUGUUCAAGGGUUCUUUGUAAUGCGUAUCUACAGAUUGAGCAACCAGAAUAUUUACCUCUCGGGCGGCGUGGGCAUACUUGUUUUGACGCAGUUUCUACUUAUCAUCGCUUAUACGGCACAAGCCUUCGAACUGAAGACUUAUGUGGAACUUAACACCAAACUUCACGAACUCACAUUGUCCAUUAACGCGAUCACGGCCGCGACUGACGUGCUAAUUGCGGUUAUUCUCUGCACCAUGUUGCACAGCUCUCGAACGGGCUUCAAACGCUCAGACACAAUGAUCACCAAGCUAAUCAUCUUUACCGUGAACACGGGUUUGUUAACAAGCAUCGACGCUAUUUGUGGCCUUGCUACGGGUGCCGCAUACCCUAACACCUUCAUUUAUAUCCUGUUUUUCUUUGCCCUUGGCCGCCUCUACGCGAACUCCCUUCUCGCCAGCCUUAAUGCUCGUAGGUCGGUUCGUGCCGCGUCCCAGAACGAGGACGGCGCUACAUCCGUCUCGCUCCAAAGGAUGGCGCUCCCGCUCGGUAGCGUGUCGAGAACUGAGACGAACCUUGCUAUCCGGAUUGGAACAUCGCAGCAGUCGGCUCACGACCUCGAGGCACGUCAAAACCCGAUCUCUCUAUACGCAGGAGGCUGA